AUGGCUGCUGUACAAGGUCAUGAUGAUUCUGAGGAUAACUUGUAUCCGAUCGCUGUACUGAUCGAUGAGCUACGCAAUGAGGAUGUACAGUUGCGAUUAAACAGUAUUCGUAAACUUUCAACUAUUGCUCUUGCUUUGGGUGUUGAGCGAACUCGUAAUGAGCUUGUUCCAUUUCUUACAGAUACAAUUUAUGAUGAGGAUGAAGUUCUGUUAGCUUUGGCGGAACAGUUAGGGAAUUUUACGCCCUUGGUGGGAGGGCCUGAUUACGUACACUGCCUGCUUCCACCUUUGGAAAAUCUCGCUACCGUAGAGGAAACAGUGGUACGCGACAAGGCUGUGGAAAGCUUGCGGAAAAUUGCUGACAAACAUUCCAGUGCUGCUCUUGAGGAACACUUUGUAUCUAUGAUCAAAAGAUUGGCUACAGGUGAUUGGUUUACAUCGCGUACGUCAGCGUGUGGUCUUUUCAGCGUAGCUUAUCCACGUGUCAGUCCAGCAAUAAAAGCUGAGUUGCGAAGUCUAUUCCGUACUUUAUGUCGUGACGAUACUCCGAUGGUGCGAAGGGCUGCUGCGUCGAAGCUUGGUGAAUUCGCAAAAGUUUUUGAACCAGAUUUUCUUAAAGAUGAGCUUUACCAGAUGUUUGUUGAUCUCGCAUCAGAUGAACAGGAUUCAGUUAGGCUGCUUGCAGUUGAAGCUUGCAUUUCAAUCGCUGCUUUGAUGUCUGAAGAACAAAGGAAGGAUUCAAUCAAGCCUAUAUUGCUCAAUUUAAUUGAAGACAAGAGUUGGCGCGUUCGUUAUAUGGUUGCAGAAAAGUUUACUGAGAUUCAAACAGCUAUGGGGAAGGAUAUAGCAUUAUCUGAUUUGCUUCCAGCUUUUAAUAGUUUGCUGAAGGAUAUGGAGGGGGAAGUUAGGAGUGCUGCAGCAGGGAAGAUCCAAGCUUUCUGUGCUGCACUACCACCUGUUGGAAGAGACAAGGCCAUUCUUCAACAUGUGCUUCCUGUAAUCAAAGACUUAGUCUCCGAUCCAAACCAACAUGUGAAAACUGCGUUGGCUUCGACAGUCAUGGGCCUUGCACCGAUUCUUGGUUGUGAUCUGACAAUGGAUCACUUAUUACCUAUAUACCUUACUUUGCUUCGGGAUGAAACCCCUGAAGUAAGGUUGAAUAUUAUCUCUUCCCUGGAUAAGGUUAAUAAUGUUAUUGGCCCUCAGCAACUUCCGCAGUCACUUUUGCCAGCCAUAGUAGAGCUUGCUGAGGAUGGGAAGUGGCGUGUACGACUAGCCAUAGUUGACUUUAUGCCGCUCUUAGCUGCUCAGUUGGGACAAGAAUUCUUUAACGAGAAACUAUUGCCAUUGUGUAUUACAUGGUUGACAGAUCAUGUUUACGCUAUUCGGGAGGCUGCGACAGGGAUCUUAAAGCAGUUAACAGAAAAGUUUGGUGCUGAAUGGGCUUUAAAGCAUAUAUUGCCAGAAGUUAUUAAACUUGCAAAGGAUACUAACUACCUGCAUCGUAUGGCAUGUCUUUUCUGUUUCAAUACUUUAUGCGAAGUUUUGGGGGCAGACAACACAUUGAAGGAAAUCCUGCCAGUAAUUCAACAGCUCAGUGAUGAUAAUGUACCGAAUGUGCGGUUCAACGUUGCAAAGACGUUACUCCGUGUUGGUAAAAUUGUCGAUCCAGGGGUGGUAAAUGCGCAAGUUAAGCCCAUUCUUUCGAAAAUGAGUAAUGAUACAGAAUUUGAUGUUCGGUAUUUCGCUGACGAAACUAGAACGGGUGGGCAUUGGAAUUAUUGUUACUCUUCAGUUUACUCUUUUUUGCCUUAA
Molecule: messenger RNA, 1815 nt
Organism: Enterobius vermicularis (human pinworm)
Lineage: Eukaryota; Metazoa; Nematoda; Chromadorea; Rhabditida; Oxyuridae
Source: the annotation of a GenBank genome assembly